This is a messenger RNA of Spirometra erinaceieuropaei, 769 nucleotides long. Lineage: Eukaryota; Metazoa; Platyhelminthes; Cestoda; Diphyllobothriidea; Diphyllobothriidae. The record is from the annotation of a GenBank genome assembly.
AUGUCGGAUGCUGAGAAUGAGACACAGAACGAUGCGGAGGCUUCCGUCGUAGAAGAAAACCCCUUCGCAUCACUUAGUUACGAGGAAAAGCUGAAAUUUUCAUGUGCUAUUGCGAAACCAAUGGCUUCGGAGAAAUUGACGAGACGUCUUGGCAGAUUAGUGAAGAAGGCAAAGCGAAACAAGUUGCUGUCUUGUGGGGUCAAGGACGUUGUCAAGCAGAUAAUAAAGAAGAAGUUACCUGGAAUUCUUGUCAUCGCGGGAGACGUCAGUCCUAUUGACACCGUUUCUCACAUCCCUGUAAUAUGCGAGGAGAACAACAUUCCGUAUUGCUAUGUUCCUUCCCGGUAUGACUUGGGUGCAAAUUUUUCCUCUAAUGUGAGCUCCCUGUGUGUCUUUAUCAAACCUCACGAUGACUACGAAGAUUUGUAUAGUAAAUGCCAUUCGGCUGUUGAUGCGCUACCUUUGCCAAUCCAUUAAAUUCUGCAUUUAGCUUUCAUGCUUCUUAUUUCUUAUAAGUCGAUGCAGUUUUUCAACGGUCUAAGUCCAUUUUUGUUUGGUAGUUCAGAUAUGGUCGACUAAUAUUAUUACGGCUUUUUGCCCUGCUCCCCCUCCCCUGAAGGCCUGUUUGGCCAUCUCCACCGACCACAUUCGUUUUGCGGUAUGUUCCGUCUGCUAACCACAGGAACUUUAGUCCUGGUCGAAUUCCUCCUCACCGUAUUCUGCACGAAUCACCUCAGCACCCUGGCACCUAUGUGGGACUUCUCAGUAA